CUUCCGGCGUGCCUUUACCUCCUCUUGCGCUCUCAUGUUAAUGGCGGGUGGCGUCUGCUGAGGAGAACGCGAGUAACCGCUCCCGGCACAGGGAAAGCCUCCCUGCCUGCCCCAUUUCCUCUCGCCGCCAGUAUUCGAGCUAGUCAGCAUGUCCGUGGUGCCGCCCAAUCGCUCACAAACCGGCUGGCCCCGAGGGGUCAACCAGUUCGGCAACAAGUACAUCCAGCAGACGAAGCCCCUCACCCUGGAGCGAACCAUCAAUCUGUACCCUCUUACCAAUUAUACUUUUGGUACAAAAGAGCCCCUCUAUGAGAAGGACAGCUCUGUUGCAGCCAGAUUUCAGCGCAUGAGGGAGGAAUUUGAUAAAAUUGGAAUGAGAAGGACCGUAGAAGGGGUUCUGAUUGUCCAUGAACACCGGCUACCACAUGUGUUACUGCUGCAGCUGGGCACAACUUUCUUCAAAUUACCUGGUGGUGAACUUAACCCUGGAGAAGAUGAAGUUGAAGGACUAAAACGCUUAAUGACAGAGAUACUGGGUCGUCAAGAUGGAGUCCUGCAAGACUGGGUCAUUGAUGACUGCAUUGGUAACUGGUGGAGACCAAAUUUUGAACCUCCUCAGUAUCCGUAUAUUCCUGCACAUAUUACAAAACCUAAGGAACAUAAGAAGUUGUUUUUGGUUCAACUUCAAGAGAAAGCCUUGUUUGCAGUCCCUAAAAAUUACAAGCUUGUAGCUGCACCAUUGUUUGAAUUAUAUGACAAUGCACCAGGAUAUGGACCCAUCAUUUCCAGUCUCCCUCAGCUUCUGAGCAGGUUCAAUUUUAUAUACAACUGAAUUCCUGCACAGUGGAGAAGUAAAAGAAGCCGUCUCUGUGAGCACAGCUAUAACACAUUGUAGAAUAAACAUGGUAGACAAGGUUUUUUUUGGUUUUGUUUUGUUUUGUUUUUUAUCUCGUCCCCAAUCCCUAAGUUGCUACCUACUUUCUGUUUGAAUAGUAAAGUUAAUAUGAAGAACUAGAUAGUGGUGUAAACAAAUGUGAUAAAGUUUAAUUUACUUUUGGUUCUACUCCUACUUUUUGUACAACAUUAAAGAGUAUGGACUUCUUUCUAUUUGUAUUUUUGUUUUUCACAUUAAACUUGGAAAAUUCUUA
Neofelis nebulosa (Clouded leopard) is the source of this 1148-nucleotide messenger RNA. RefSeq names its product nudix hydrolase 21 (gene NUDT21). Bases 149 to 832 code for a protein of 227 amino acids. The record is from RefSeq and is a predicted model, not a curated record. Gene Ontology annotation, molecular function: mRNA binding. The transcript has 7 exons. Gene Ontology annotation, cellular component: mRNA cleavage factor complex. Lineage: Eukaryota; Metazoa; Chordata; Mammalia; Carnivora; Felidae.